UGUCACCAAGAUUAUCGGAUCCAUCCAUGCGUUAUCUAAUGUUGGCACAUCAUCGCAUGUGGCACGCCCCUCGAGACGAGACACAAUCCGAUGACGUCCCUAUGAUUGUUCCCCCCUCCUCUCGUGUUUCAUCGUCGUUGACAGAUCUCGCAGGCAAGGCAUUAGAUAAAUAGGUACAGACAGUCGUUUCCCUUUCAAAUUCCCAUUUCCCAAUUCUCUGGACGACGAAGAAAGUUAACCCGCCAUGGGCCAAUUGGACUACUCCCGAUCCACCUCCUCCUCUCCGCCCACCGCCAAUGGCCGCCUGGCGGUGCUCACUGCUCAUUUGUCUCCCGCUACCGCAGAGCAGCCACCUUCCCAUUUCGGUACCGUCGAGCGAUUCUCCGUCUUGUCUAAUACUGACCUCCCAACCCACCUUAAGGGCACACUGAACAUCGUCGACGAGAGGACGGGGAAGGCGUAUAGAACAUCCGUCUCGGAGCAUGGCACCAUCAACGCCUCCGAUCUCAAGAAGAUAUCAGCGGGAAAGAAUGACAAGGGAAUUAAGUUGUAUGACCCAGGCUACCUAAAUACUGCUCCUGUGCGGUCUGCUAUUUCUUAUAUUGAUGGGGAUGAAGGUAUCCUUAGAUACAGAGGCUACCCGAUCGAGGAGUUGGCUGAAAAAAGCACAUUUGUGGAAGUGGCUUACCUCAUAAGUCUUCGCUUUUCGGGCUCACAUAUGAUAAACCUUCGCCCGCUUUUCGGGCUCACAUAUUCUCCAACUUGUUGUUGUUGUUGUUUAUCAAUUGAAAGUCAACCUGUUUCUGCAGUGUAUGGGAACUUGCCAUCUCAAAGUCAAUUGGCAGACUGGGAAUUUGCCAUUUCACAACAUUCAGCUGUGCCACAGGGUAUUUUGGAUAUUAUACAGGCAAUGCCUCAUGAUGCACAUCCUAUGGGAGUCCUCGUCAGUGCUAUCAGUGCUCUCUCCAUUUUCCAUCCUGAUGCUAACCCAGCUCUUAGGGGGCAAGAUCUUUACAAGUCGAAGCAAUUGAGAGACAAACAAAUUGCUCGCAUUCUUGGGAAGGUGCCAACUAUUGCGGCAGCAGCAUAUCUGAGGUUGGCGGGCCGGCCUCCUGUUCUCCCUUCCAGCACCCUGUCUUAUGCUGAGAACUUCCUCUAUAUGCUGGACUCAUUGGGCAAUAGGGCUUAUAAGCCCAAUCCUCGAUUGGCUCGAGUGCUGGAUAUACUUUUCAUUCUGCAUGCAGAACAUGAAAUGAAUUGCUCUACCUCUGCUGCGCGGCAUCUAGCCUCAAGUGGUGUUGAUGUAUACACUGCGCUUGCUGGAGCUGUUGGAGCAUUAUAUGGUCCUCUGCAUGGUGGGGCAAAUGAGGCUGUGCUAAAGAUGCUGAGUGAGAUUGGAACAGUUGAAAAUAUCCCAGAUUUCAUUGAGGGUGUGAAAAAUAGGAAGCGCAAGAUGUCAGGUUUUGGUCAUCGUGUAUACAAAAACUAUGAUCCAAGAGCCAAGGUGAUUAAGCAACUAGCGGACGAAGUGUUUUCCAUUGUUGGGCGUGAUCCUCUCAUUGAGGUGGCGGUGGCUUUGGAGAAGGCCGCACUCUCUGAUGAGUACUUUGUUAAGAGAAAGCUGUAUCCGAAUGUUGAUUUCUACUCGGGUUUGAUAUACAGGGCUAUGGGAUUCCCUACUGAGUUCUUUCCUGUUCUAUUUGCAAUCCCUCGGAUGGCUGGUUACUUAGCACACUGGCGAGAGUCUCUGGAUGAUCCAGACACAAAGAUAAUGAGACCACAACAGGCUAGUUCUUGAGAGUCACAUGUCCUUAUGGCCAACUGUGAUUGCGCAGGAGUGUUUUAUCAAAUUAAAAAUGUAUAUUGUUCCUUUCUGUUCUGAUGCAGGUCUAUGUCGGGGAAUGGCUGCGACGCUAUGCACCAGUAAAUGAGCGAAUUUCGUCUCCAGAAAUAGACAGGCUAGGGCAGGUGUCUGUUUCUAAUGCAUCAAGGCGACGAUUGGCUGGGUCUAGUCUGUAGUUCACUCAGACUAUCAUUGUCUGAUACGGAAAUGGUAAACACAGGGGAAUGAAUAAUAACAUGAAAGAGUCGUCGGCGAUGAAUAAAAAGGGGUUGCAGUCUCCAACAGUGUUUGGCCAUCUUCAUCUGCAGCCUGGAGUCAUUUAUGCAUGGGCUUGGGAGUGUACUCUUCAUUUCCAGAAGCAAAAGUAGCCUAUAUGAAAUGCCCUCUCUAUUUUCCUUUAUCAACGCAUCAUACCAAACUAGAUUAGGUCUCAUAAAAGUGAAAAGUAAACAAUUUUAAGUGUCCUGUAUCAAUAAUAUUGAGAAAGUUGAACAAUUUUGUUGUCCAUAAUUGUCUCAGUAGUAUACAGAGAAGAAUGCGAUUUUUUUAAUUAUGACUAUAAUUAUUUGAACUUUCUGUUUAAGAUACAAUGAAUAUUACCAUAAUGAUUU
Linum tenue is the source of this 2454-nucleotide messenger RNA. NCBI's taxonomy places the organism in Eukaryota, Viridiplantae, Streptophyta, Magnoliopsida, Malpighiales, Linaceae. The record is from the annotation of a GenBank genome assembly.